This is a messenger RNA of Drosophila bipectinata, 2591 nucleotides long. It is a transcript of the gene B-H2, whose product is annotated as homeobox protein BarH2. Gene Ontology annotation, molecular function: DNA-binding transcription factor activity, RNA polymerase II-specific; RNA polymerase II transcription regulatory region sequence-specific DNA binding. The record is from RefSeq and is a predicted model, not a curated record. Gene Ontology annotation, biological process: regulation of transcription by RNA polymerase II. Gene Ontology annotation, cellular component: nucleus. Lineage: Eukaryota; Metazoa; Arthropoda; Insecta; Diptera; Drosophilidae.
UCAGUUUUCAGUUUCGGUCGAAAGCCAAAGGCGAGCGGUUGUUCGAAGCACUGCUCCGCUUUAGUUCUUCAUCGGUAUUACCAGUUUUUUACGUGAAUCACCAAAAAAAAAAAAAUAAUAAUAAAAACCAAAAAACUCUCAAUACUCUGUAGUUCUGUGAACUCUUUCCACACCCAUACAUACAUACAUAGUUGGCGAAUUUUUUUUUGAGUGCAUAACGGUAGUGCAGGAACAACACAUGACCACAAUGCCACCGGAAAUGUCCGCAGCAACGGCCAAUCCCGUUGGCGGUACCGCCAGUGCGCCGACGAGCGGUACAGGCCAUCCCGCUGCCGUCGGCGGCGGCGCCAGGCCACGCGAUUCUCCGCCCGGCGGUGCUUUGCCGGCGGCCAUGCCAGCCGGAGCGGUGGCAGCCACCACCACCACAACCACCACACAGGCCACCCGAUCCCGGUUCAUGAUCACGGAUAUCCUGGCGGGAGCAGCGGCUGCUUCGGCGGCGGCGGCAGCAGCAGCGGCGGCUCUGGCGGCGGCCGGGCGUGGCAGUCCCCCAGAUCCGCAGGACAGGGACCCGGUCCUGCACCACCAACACCAACACCACCAUCAACAGCAGCAGCAACAGCACCACCAGCAGCAUCAGCAACAGCAGGCUGCACUGCAGCAGUAUAUCGUGCAACAGCAGCAACUGCUGCGCUUCGAGAGGGAGCGGGAAAGGGAGAGGGAGCGUGAACGGGAACGCGAGUCCCGGGAGUCCCACCAUCCGCACCAUCCUUACCACCCAAUGCUGCACCACUUUCCGCCCGCCCACUACGGCCUGCAGCAUUCGCUGAGCCACCAUCCGCACCACCUGCAACAAAUGGAGAGGGAUCGCCUGGAGGCGCUGCACCGCCACGGCCUGCCCCUGGAGCCCCAGUCGCACCACCACCAGCAGCAGCAGCAGCAACAACAACAACAACAGCAGCUGCAGCAGCAACACCAUAUUAACCACCAGCAGCAUCCCAGCCACCACGACGAGCGGUCAAGAUCGCCUCUCAUGUUGCAGCAACUGGGUGGUUCCAACGGCAGCAACAACAACAAUAACAACAAUAAUGGCAGCAGUGGCAACAACAACAAUGUCUCAAGUGGCAACAAUAACAACAACAAUGGCAGCAUACUGCUGGGAGGGGCAGGAAGCAGCAUCAGUGGCGAUCAGGCCAGUACCAUCGAUGACAGCGAUAGCGACGAUUGCGGCGGCAAGGACGACGACGGCGAGGAUAGCCUGAAGAACGGCAGCUCCGCCAACGGAGACUCCUCCUCCCACUUGAGCCUCAGCCUGAGCAAGAAGCAGCGCAAGGCCAGGACCGCCUUCACGGACCAUCAGCUGCAGACCCUGGAGAAGUCCUUCGAGCGGCAGAAGUACCUCAGUGUCCAGGACCGCAUGGAGUUGGCCAAUAAGCUGGAGCUGAGCGAUUGCCAGGUGAAGACCUGGUACCAGAAUCGAAGGACCAAGUGGAAGCGUCAAACGGCAGUGGGCCUGGAGCUCCUGGCCGAGGCCGGGAACUAUGCCGCCUUCCAGCGCCUCUACGGCGGUGCCACGCCCUACUUGAGCGCCUGGCCGUACGCGGCCGCUGCCGCCGCCCAGUCGCCACACGGCGCCCCGCCCUCCGCCAUCGAUAUCUACUACCGCCAGGCGGCCGCCGCUGCCGCCCUACAGAAGCCCGCCCUGCCCGCCUCCUACCGCAUUCCGUAUCCGUCGAGCAUGCCGCCCGGCAUGGCGCUACCCGGCAUGCCAGCCCCGCCGCCCCCCGGCGCCGCACCCAUGCUGAGCGGGUAUUAUGCCGCCGCCGCUGCUGCGGCCGCCUCUGCCUCGGCCUCUGCCUCCGCCGCUCAGCCGCUGAGCCGCUCGCCGGCGACGUCGCAGAGCGCCAACAGCGAAGCUGACUGCGAACGGGCGCCCCCCAGUCCGCCCCUCAACCCGGGCAGUCCGCCGCGCCGGAACCUGGUCGAGGAGGAGGACCAGGAGCGAGAGGAGGAGCGCGAGAGGGAGCGAGAACGGGAGCGCGAGGAGGAGGACGACGAGGAACUGGCCCUGGAGGUCUAAGUACAGUCGCCUCUCCCUAAGCUGGAUCUCACAAACAAAACAGCAGGGGCUCUAUUCAAGACCUUUGGAAUGGGGCAGUUUUUCAAAUAAAUUUUAAAAUUCUUAAUUUUUAAAGAAAUAUUUAAUGAAAAAAUUCCUUAAGAUAUUAUUUAAAAAAAAAAAGGUUUAACCUUCACUCUCUGAGUUCUAAAAAGUAACAAAUAUUUUAAGUUAAAUCCACAAUUCAGGUAGAAGAAAGCUUCAAAAAAAAAUCAAUUUCGAAAAUGGCUUAAAUAUUUUUUGAAACUUGAUAUCUAUAUUUCCAGUAUUAGCCUUUCCCCAUUCUCAGCUGUCGCUACGAAUAGCCCCCCCAUAGAUAUUGUGUAUAAACCAAGAACGUAAAAAAUAAUCUUAAAAUUAAAAAACAUUUUUUUUUUCUACAUUUAAAUCUUAGCUUAGUGAAAAUUUUGUAAAUUUUUGUAAAUGAUUUUUGUACAUACGCAGCAGACCAACAAAAAAAAAACAAAAACCA